This is a messenger RNA of Selaginella moellendorffii, 2769 nucleotides long. Its product is annotated as phospholipase D delta. The record is from RefSeq and is a predicted model, not a curated record. The transcript has 10 exons. Bases 91 to 2679 code for a protein of 862 amino acids. Gene Ontology annotation, molecular function: D-type glycerophospholipase activity; calcium ion binding. Lineage: Eukaryota; Viridiplantae; Streptophyta; Lycopodiopsida; Selaginellales; Selaginellaceae. Gene Ontology annotation, cellular component: plasma membrane. Gene Ontology annotation, biological process: phosphatidylcholine metabolic process; phospholipid catabolic process.
GUUGAGUGCGCAGCAACUCCAAAACCUUGAGGUGAUUUCAAGUUUCUUGGACUUGACGAUCUUAAUUCAGGCGGUGACAAGAGGAGCUUAAUGGCGGCUGAAGAAUCGGCUCGCAUUGCGCCUCCGCAAGGGCUCCGGUCUCAACCUUCAGUUGCCAAGCAGCAUCACAGGCACCUCCGUCGGCAUGGCAGUCAUGAACUGGAGGACGAAGAGCUGGAAAAUGAGGCAGAUCUAGAAACUGUUGAGGAAGAAAAAUCAAAUCUUUUGCUCUACGGCAAGCUCGAGGUAGGAAUUGGGGAUUGCAAGAACUUGGUGUUCAGGGGGCCGCUCACAGACUGCGUCCGCAUGCGAAUUCCGAUGUCCUGCAAUCCCAAAGUAUCCAAGAAGACGCGAUAUCCAAAACGGGGGCUCUACGUUGUUUUGAGCAUUGGGGGAGCAAGGCUUGGUCGAACCCGGAUAUCAAAAAAACCAUCCUGGAACGAACAAUUAUCCAUCCAUGUAAGUCAUUUUGCGACGGAAGUUGUGCUGACCGUGAAAGACGACGGGCUUUUAUUUGGGCCUCACGUCCUCGGCAGGGUCCGAAUACCAGCGGAGGAAGUUCUUUCGAAGAAGCCCAUCGAGGGGUGGUUUCCGCUGUUAAGCAGAGGAAGGCAGAAACAGGAUACGCAGCUCAACCUUUUUAUCAAGUACACUCCUGUCGAGGAAGAUCGGAAUUACAUCGAAGGUGUUGGUCCGGGGAUUGGUGUGGAGAAGGUGUACUUUCCUCUUAGAACAGGAUGCCGAGUGAGGCUGUAUCAAGACGCUCACGCGGAGGUGCCUCCUCUCAAGCCGAUAAGUCUCGACAAUGGCCAGGAAUUCGUGAGGCAAUGCUGCUGGGAGGAUCUCUGCCGGGCAAUUGUCGAUGCUCACCACAUCGUGUAUAUUAUCGGGUGGGCAGUCUUUCAUAGAACCAGGCUGGUGAGAACUGGUCACAAGGACUUGCCGGACUUAACACUGGGGGAGCUUCUUAAGCAAAAGUCUGCAGAGGGUGUGAGAGUUCUCUUGCUUGUUUGGGAUGACAAGACGUCUCACAGGACAAGGUUCUUCAAAAUCGAUGGUGUUAUGGGGACUCACGACGAGGAGACAAAGAAAUAUUUUAAGCAUUCUGCAGUGAAGUGUGUCCUUUCUCCUCGCUAUGGAGACAACAAGCUCAGCUGGUUUAGACAAAAGAUUGUGGGAACCUUGUAUACUCAUCAUCAGAAGCUGGUAAUAGCUGAUACUCAGGGCCCGGGACAAACUCGAAAGAUCACCUCAUUUUUGGGAGGUCUAGACCUUUGCGAUGGUCGUUAUGAUACUCAAAAGCACUCUCUUUUCAACACUUUAACCACAAUUCACAAAGAUGACUGCUACAACGCCAUGUUUUCGGCAACAGCCGAGAGUGGAGGGCCAAGGCAACCUUGGCAUGAUCAGCAUUGCAUGCUUGAAGGUCCAGCUGCGUACGACUGUCUCAAAAAUUUUGAGCAGCGAUGGUUGAAAUCCUCGAACUGGCACGACGAUGAGCUGGUUCAGAUCUCACGAAUUUCGUGGAUACUUGGUCCAAUCAAGGAGCAUCCGGAGGAGGAUAAAGCGCUUCUAGUAUCACAGCAUGAUGAUCCAGAGACAUGGCAUGCGCAAGUCUUUCGUUCGAUUGACUCCGGUUCUGUGAAAGGGUUUCCAAAGAGUGCUCUGGGUGCCGAAGUCGAGCAUUUGAUUUGCGGAAAGAACAUUGCUAUCGACAAAAGUAUACAUGCCGCAUACGUGGAGAGGAUAAGGUCUGCUCGGCAUUUUAUCUACAUUGAAAAUCAGUAUUUUCUGGGUUCUUCGUAUGCUUGGCCUGACUAUAAAAAUGCUGGUGCAACGCAUUUAAUUCCGAUGGAGAUUGCUCUGAAAAUUGACGCUAAUAUCCGAAAACGCAAAAGGUUCGCUGUGUAUGUGCUUGUACCCAUGUGGCCGGAAGGCGCUCCCGACAGUGCUUCUGGACAAGAAAUCUUAUAUUUCCAGGCACAAACCAUGGAGAUGAUGUAUCGUGUGGUUGCAAAAGCUCUAGCAGACACCGGACUUGACAAAGAGUAUCAUCCCAGAGACUACUUAAACUUCUACUGCCUUGGCAAUCGCGAGAAACUGGAUCACGAGCCCGAGAAGCCACCACCUGAGAAGUCGAAACAGCAUACUGUGCAAGAAAAUGGCCGUUUUCUUAUCUAUGUUCAUGCCAAAAGCAUGAUUGUAGACGAUGAAUACGUGAUCAUAGGCUCUGCAAACAUCAACCAGAGAUCGAUGGAUGGUUGCCGAGACACUGAAAUAGCAAUGGGAGCGUUCCAGCCAAACUACACGUGGAAGCAACAGCAGAAACAUCCCAGAGGCCAGGUCUAUGGCCAUAGAAUUUCGCUGUGGGCCGAGCAUCUGGCUUGCGUGGAAGAUUGUUUCGAAGAUCCAGCAAGCGUGGAAACAGUCCGCCGUGUAAAUCACCUGGCGGAGGAGAACUGGAAGCAGUAUGUCGGCGAGGAAGUGGUCGAUAUGCAAGGCCAUCUCAUGCCUUACCCGGUGGAGGUCACCCCGGAAGGAAAGCUCGAGCCACUCCCAGGUUUCGAGAACUUCCCCGAUCUUGGAGGCAAGGUACUGGGAACUCCUCACGCGCAACUUCCAGACCAGCUGACCUCGUGAUUUUGUACGGAUUGUCUAACCCCGUACACGUAUGAUUUGUACGAAAUAACGGUUUUAACUCUCCGUACGAGAACCCAGGGUUUUAACGAA